This is a messenger RNA of Linepithema humile (Argentine ant), 2398 nucleotides long. Its product is annotated as isovaleryl-CoA dehydrogenase, mitochondrial. Gene Ontology annotation, cellular component: mitochondrion. Gene Ontology annotation, molecular function: 3-methylbutanoyl-CoA dehydrogenase activity; flavin adenine dinucleotide binding. NCBI's taxonomy places the organism in Eukaryota, Metazoa, Arthropoda, Insecta, Hymenoptera, Formicidae. Gene Ontology annotation, biological process: L-leucine catabolic process. The record is from RefSeq and is a predicted model, not a curated record.
UACUUUAAACCAAAAUAUAUUGUUAGUAUUUUAAAAAAACCACAUCUAAAUUCUGAUAAAAGUGUUUGAAUAUUCAGGCAUUGAGAUCAGAAAUAUUCAGACAACUGUAGCUAGAAAUUUAGACAACUGUAGCUAGAAAUUCAGACAACUGUAGCUAGAAAUUCAGACAAUAUUCUGUCCGAAAAUUCAGACAAUGUGACUGUAAGAAAACUUCAAACACUUUUGUCUGAAUUGUCAGUCAGUAAUUUUUUACAGUGUAAUCGUAUCAGUCUUGUGAUGAAAGCUGUAACAAAAAUUUGUUAGGUUCUUUGGUUAGAUCUUUCAUAAUCUGAAUAUAAGGAAAGAAAGAGACAGAGAGAGUACUUUCCACUUAAUAAUACAAACAACAGGCCAACGUUCAGAUACAAAAGACACAAGUGAAUUUCUUCGAUUUAAAGUGCAUCUAAUCAAUCAACAAACGAUAAAAUGAUUUUAGCACAUCGUUUCACGGUUUUACGUCAUGCCAAGAAUCUUGCAAGUUGCUUUAAUAAAGUCGGUGUAAGAUGUGUAUCACAAUAUUACAAGAUCGACGAUAACAUUUAUGGACUGAAUGGUGAGCAAAGAGAGCUUCGUUCGCUCGUUUUUAAUUUUGCGCAAAAAGAGCUGGCGCCGAAGGCUGCUGAGAUCGAUAAAACAAAUAAUUUCGAUGAAAUUAGAACAUUCUGGAAAAAGUUGGGCAAAUUGGGUUUAUUGGGUAUCACGGCGAAGCAGGAAUACGGCGGCACAGGCGGCACGUAUCUGGAUCAUGUACUUAUCAUAGAAGAAUUGAGCAGGGCAUCGACCGCUAUUGCGCUUAGUUACGGCGCACAUUCGAAUCUUUGCGUUAAUCAGAUUCACAGAAAUGGCACAGAAGAGCAGAAACAUAAAUAUUUACCUAAGCUCUGCAGCGGAGAGCACAUUGGCGCAUUGGCAAUGUCGGAGGUGGGAUCUGGAUCUGAUGUCGUCUCUAUGAAGCUGCGGGCGGAAAAGAAAGGCGAUUAUUAUGUCUUGAACGGCAACAAGUUCUGGAUUACUAAUGGCCCGGAUGCGGACACGUUUGUCGUUUACGCGAAGACUGAUCCAAAUGCGGACAAGCCGCAGCAUGGUAUCACCGCCUUUAUCGUCGAGCGUGAUACAGAAGGUUUUAGCACAGCGCAGAAGCUAGACAAGCUGGGAAUGCGCGGCUCUAAUACGUGCGAAUUAAUCUUUGAAAAUUGUAAAAUUCCGAGCGCAAACGUUUUAGGAGAAGUUAAUAAAGGCGUUUAUGUUCUCUUCAGCGGAUUGGACUUGGAACGAGUAAUAUUAGCCGGUGUGGCAUUGGGUAAUAUGCAAGCUUCUUGCGACGUCGCUUUUGAAUAUGCUCAUACAAGAAAGCAGUUCAACCAACAUAUUGCGGAAUUUCAAUUAAUACAGGGGAAGUUGGCGGACAUGUACACGUCUCUAAGCGCGAGCAGGAGUUUCCUGUACACCGUCACAAGAGCCUGCGACGCCGAUCAUGUAGACCGCAAGAAUUGCUCCGCGGUGUUUCUCUUUUGCGGCGAGAAUAGCACAAAAGUGGCGUUGGACGCCAUACAGAUACUUGGUGGUAAUGGAUACAUCAAUGAUUAUCCGACUGGCAGACUGUUACGAGACGCAAAGCUCAACGAAAUCGGCGGGGGCACUAGUGAAAUACGACGUAUCGUCAUUGGCCGAGCCAUCGCCGAAGAAUAUCUGUAAAACGACGAAGUUUCAUGUAUCUGAUACUCUGAUCUUAUUCGCAACAAAUGCAUAUGCUUCAUCGAUGAUGCUGCAAUGUCUGCAUUUGUGAAUUUCUGACACUAUUUGUAUCAGAAUAGAACUCUGGAAGCUGUCGCGAUUUAACAGUGUGACGACAAAUUGUUCCCGCAAUUACUGCAGUCACAUUUGCGGAUUGUGUUCACGGAUUUUUAAGCAUCUUAAAAUAGGUUUUUUCCAGAAUAGAUAUUCCGCUACUUUAUACUUUUUAUAUCACGUUUUGCAAGAAGAAGACAUAUAUUUUGUAUGUUAUAUAUAUGUAAAUAUAUAUAUGGAUGUUUCUUAUUUGAAAACAGACACUUGUCAUUAAUUUCCAUGAACUUGUGAGCACAUGAAAUUAUUCCGAGUGAUUUUUUUAAGUUUCUCCGCAGCGCGUAAUCAGCCGAUGAUUCAUAAUCAUCGUUAGCGCCAAUAUCUCGCAUAUCACAUAUAUCUCGGCGAUAUGCGUUAAUGAUCAUUUAAAUUAAGAUAAAGUGAGUCACUAGAGCGCGGUUAGAGCGAAGAUUGCGAUUGACUAACCUUUCGUACUAUAGGUUGCUAAUUUAAGUCCUAUACCGCGUACACUCUCGCUCUCUUUCUCUCCGUCAAUCUUUCCUCCUUUCUUUCU